Molecule: messenger RNA, 3234 nt
Organism: Mycena indigotica
Lineage: Eukaryota; Fungi; Basidiomycota; Agaricomycetes; Agaricales; Mycenaceae
Product: ATPase-AAA-core domain-containing protein
Exons: 8
Coding region: 7-3234 (1075 amino acids)
Biological process (GO): cell surface receptor signaling pathway
Molecular function (GO): protein binding; ADP binding
Source: RefSeq, a predicted model, not a curated record
UCUACGAUGGCCCCCGCAGCCCGGACUGUACCCUUCGACAGCGCGCUUCGGCAUGUUGCCGCUACUGCGGAUGUGCUGGAUGUCUUGGGGAAGAACGUCGGCACGCCGUUUCUGGAUGUGAUUUGCGUGACGAUGAAGGCCGUCGUUUCCUCUGCGCAGAACAUCAAGCGCAACAAAAGCGAAUGCGCCGAGCUGCUAGAGCGAACGCAUCAACUGCUGCAAGCCAUUCUUGCACUGCACAUUUACCCAAAUACCAUCGAUCCUGUGAGCAAAUCAGAGGGGUAUGCCGCGCCGGUGCUGUCUCCUGUGGCGUUGGAGCAGCUGGGGCGGCUCGUUGAGACGCUACAUAAAGUGCACCACUUUCUCGAGGCACAGCACGACCGCGCGCGCUUUCGCCAAAUAUUUCGCACAAACGAGACACAGAACCUCCUCAAAGACUGUCGCGCUGGUCUGCAGCACGCAGUAGAGUUUUUCCUCUUGGAACGCACCACACUGCUUGGCGACGUGGCAAACCUCGAUAGCGCGGCGGAAGCGGAGCAUGAGGAGGUGAUGCGGCUCCUACGCGGCGUCAAUGGGGCGGACGAUCUGGAAGGAUUUAGUGGAUGGGACUCAUCAUCCGAGAUCAUGAAGGACAUUAAUAACAGUUCACGUUCUCUGUCCCUUCUCCCGUCCCAGCCCAAAAUAUUCCACGGGCGCACCACUGAAGUGGCCACAAUCCUUGAGCUCUUUACGGCCUCCGCAGCGCCGCAUAUCGCUAUACUUGGCGCGGGCGGCAUGGGCAAGACGUCUUUAGCUAAAGCGGUGCUGCACGACCCAGCGAUUGCGGAGAGCUUCGGGCCGCACCGGCACUUCGUCCCGUGCGACGCCGCGGCAAACAAGAUCGAGCUGGCGGCGGUGAUCGCGGAGAACCUGGGCGUGCGCGGGGGCAUGCAAGCGCGCGAUAGAACGCGGUUUGUGGUGAAGCAUCUGGAAAAGGCUCCACGCACGCUGGUGGUGCUGGACAAUCUCGAGACGCCGUGGGAGCCCGUGGAAGGACGGUCGGAGGUCGAGGGGUUGUUGGGAUUGUUGGCAGGGAUCGAGCAUGUGGCGGUCAUGGUUACCAUGCGUGGUGCGGAGCGUCCAGCGCAAGUACAAUGGACACGGCCGUUCCUGCCAGCGCUGAAGCCCCUGUCUCUUGAGGCAGCACAGCAGACUUUCCUCGAUAUUGCGGAUGGCGUCGAAGAAGACGAGUACCUGAACUCAGUAUUGGAGCUCUCGGAUAAUAUGCCGCUGGCCGUGACUCUCUUGGCCCAUCUUGUUGCCGAUGAAGCCGACUGCAAAACAGUCCUCCAGCGCUGGGAGCGUGAGAACACGGCUCUGCUCUCAGACGGAAUCGACAAAAGGUCCAACCUCGAGAUUUCCAUUGCCAUCUCACUUGCGAGUCCGCGUAUGGCUGUGCAGCCGGGGGCACAGGAAUUACUGAGCCUGCUUAGCAUCCUUCCCGACGGCCUCGCGGACGCGGACUUAACGCAGAGCAACCUCAUAUUCGACUCAAAUGUGUUCGCCGCCAAAGCCACUCUGCUGCGCACCGCUCUGGCAUAUGUGGGCGAUCACGGCCGACUGCAAGUCCUCGUGCCGAUUCGCGAGCACGUGCUCCGCGCCGCGCCGCCAACGGACGGCCUCAUCGGCCCACUGCGCCGGCACUAUCAAGUGCUGCUGGACAUAUACCGCGCACAUCGGGGGACGCUGGCGCAAACAGGCGUUAUUGAGCGCAUCGCAGCCAACUUUGGAAACGUGCAAAGCGUGCUCACAAAGGGAUUGGCGUCCGAUGAUGCAACGGUCGUGGGCGGCGCGAUCGCGUCAACGUGUAUGUUGGAUAUGUUUAGUUUGACGGCGGGAAAAGGUCAGCUUGCGCUGAUGGAGCGCAUACCAGCUCUCCUAGCACAAAUGAACCCACUGGACCACCACCUAUCGGUGGUGUUCUAUACACGGUUUCUCGAUACGUGGCGAUUUCACCCAGUGCCCGACGCGGAAGGGCUCAUACAGACGAUGCUGGAUCACUGCCAAUAUUUUGAUGACGCCGGCGUCAAGUGCCGGCUCUAUAUCGCCAUCGGCUCCUUCCAUCAAUACCACGACCACAGUCCGUCCAAGGCACUCAAGAUGUAUGAGUUGUGCCGCGCGGUCGCGGUGGCCUCCGGAAACACGACACGGGAGGGCGAUGCGCUUGACUGCAUUGCAAAUGUCCACUGGAUGGCGGGUCGGCAUCUCGCGUGCCGAAAAUCGGCCGCGGCAGCACAAGCGCUGGCCGCUGCGACGGCGGAUCUAUACCGCGAGGCGCGGAGUCUGCACACGGAAGCGAUGGCCUGCCGCUCAUUGGGUAUAUAUGCCACCGCCGUGGCCUACAGCCAGCGUGCCCGGGUCCUGCUCGCGCUGUGUGGUCUUGCGGAUGGUGAGGUGGAUAACAGCAUUCUCGCCGGACUUGCGGAGUUGCUCAAGGAUCAGACGGUCUACGCAACAGCAAAAGAGAUGCGGCUGCUUAUCCUUGCCCGGGUGUCGGUUCGCGAGGACCCAUUUGACCACGCGCUAGAGCUCAUCAGUAUCGCGGAGCUCGAUGUCCACACCGGCAUCCCGCGCGCAGCGGUGGAGCAGAAUAUAACCGCGGCUAGGAUUAUGCUCUCGACUAUGGGCUACGGCAAAGGCGCCCCGAUCUGCGAUAUGGUGCAGGGGGACUUGGAACUGCGAGAAGGAGAGUAUGCGACGGCGCAACAGCUGCUUGAAGGCUGUCUGCAGGGAGCACUAGGGGAAGACGGCGAGAUCACCAGCUACUGCCUCGAGCGGCUCGGCAACUCAGCACGAUGGGCGGCGGGAUGGCCGGACUCGUGGACGUAUAUCUUUCUCGCGCAUGCCGUCCAGUCGGGAGAAACCCUGGCAAUCUUGAAAGCGGUACAGUACCUCGCGGACAUCUCAUUGCGCGGGCAAGACCUCGACACCGCCGCGUCUCUGUACACUGCUGCAUUGGAGGGGUAUGCGAGGAUGGAUGUCCCUAGGGGCCAGGGCGAGUGCUUGGUUGGGCUGGGGGAGAUCGCGCGGGAGCGCAACGACUGCGGAGAUGCCGAACGGCGCUGGACAUUGGCCCUCCCGCUGCUUGAGCGCUCAUCGCAAGAACAGACGUCGGAUAAGGCAAAGGCUUUGCUGGGCGAGCUGAAGCUACCAAGCAAGCAGGAAGGCAAACGGCCAUGGCCUAUGUGUAGUUAA